This is a messenger RNA of Cladocopium goreaui, 1732 nucleotides long. NCBI's taxonomy places the organism in Eukaryota, Dinophyceae, Suessiales, Symbiodiniaceae. The record is from the annotation of a GenBank genome assembly.
UUCUUGGUUCCAUUCUAGAAGAACUGGGAAUUCUGUUGCCAUCCUCGCUGGCAACGGCGCUGGACACCGCCACGGGUGGAAGUCCACCGCUCAUGCUCACUGGGCAAAACAAAAUGAACUCUAGCAACUAUAGCACGACCAUCAAGGCCCGUGUGCAAAAUACCACGGCCAUGCCGCUGCUAUGCAGAGACAUCAUCCCUUUGGAUGCCGUGGCCAACAUCUCGGUGGCGGCGAUUUGCUCCAAAUGGUGCCACGAAGCGCUUGGGCCCAACAGCGCAGCGCCGUACAUGUUGAGCCCGUGGCACGUGUUUUGGCUUCUGAAAAGUCAGCAGGGCCACAUCUACCUGACUUGUUGGAAAGCCCAAACCGCAGCAUGGGCUUUAGAGCUCAUGCCUGAGUUGUAUUGGAUCUACCUGCUAGCCAUGGUGUAUGGAGUAUGGAGCAUCAUAGCAUUCCUGUGGACAUUUUGCAACACUGAGCCACAAACGAUUCCAGGCGGCCCUGCACAAGACCAUGUCACUCCUGAUGGGCCGUAUGGAAGGAGAUGUGGCGACAUGCCUUGUUGCUGCUUGCCUGUCAGGUCCAACCAAGCACUACCACUAGAGAAUGGAUGGAAUGAAGCACCAUUGUGCUACCCAGCAUCCUCCGACCGGAACGGCUCAGAGAUCGGCCUCAAGAUUGCCGCAUUCUUCAUUUUGUUCGAACCAUUUGGAGACAUCGUGUCAGUCCUUACCAUUCUGCGCAUAGGACAGCCUUUUCCAGCUGCUUUCAUGGCUUUCGGGAUAGCCUUAGCUUGCGCCGUUUCAGGUGACCCGUUACAGCUGUCAGGAGCCCAUGCUGUGGCAGAAAGCUUGCGAAAGGGUUUCGAGACACGAGGCUUGAUGCAUUACAAGGAUCAUGAAUUGUGGGAGAGCUGUAUUUGUGCUACAGUGCAGGUCUACAGCUUGAUGUCUCUUCACCCGAAGACCGCGAAGCUUUCGACAGGGCUGAACUUGCUGGUGUCUGCCAGCGUCAACCUGGCGAUCUCGAUCCCUGCACAAGAGCAGGCAAAGUACGUAAUCGGUGAACUCAAAGACUCAGACUGGACCUUUGCCACGAUUCAAGAAGCUAAACGGUCUCCGGCUUUGCGCUGCCAAAUGGUUGUGACGACCUUGGGCAUUGUGCUCACUGCAUCGAUGGCCAUUUUGCUUCAAAAAGUACCACCUGGCGGAGACCUUAACAUGGAGCCGUUUUGGGGGAACUGUGGCCCAUCCUCUGUGAUCCGGAGACGUGGCAGCAGUGGCUUUUGGCCUUGGUGGUGAUUUGCUUCCGGGUGCCCUGUGAUUGCUUGCUGCUGAUAUGUUAUAUCUUCGGAAUCUUCGGUAGUCCCUGGCAAACCAUAGCCAUGGGUGUGCUUGGGUUCACCUAUGGGGCCACCUACUUUCACUAUGGCUAUAGUAUCGGCUAUAGAAUAGGCCGUUUUCUGUCGGAUGCACGCUCAAACAUCCAGACAGAUGGACUUCCCUUGCUAGACGCUGAAAGCCCCCUGAUCUCUUCCAGGUUUAGCUGCCUGAAGUGCGAGGAUUCACAGUCGUCAGAAGAGUCAAGCGAAGAGUAAGAAUGAAUGUGCAGUCAGCGGCUAGUUUCAUUAGGAUUCACCAGGUAUAGUUUGGCAAUGAGGAAGCUGUGGCAGUCCAUUUCGCAGCCUGGCCAUUGUAAAGAUUGAAUGUUUGAUGGAAAGGCAAGGGCGAAA